AUGAAGGCAGGCAUUCAAAAUGCAUGGGGAUUCAUCUUAGAACCUGAUCAUUCUUAUACAGCUCCUGUUUGGUUAACGGAAUUUGGUACAAAUGUCGAUCAAUUUACAGGUGAUAAUACUUUUAUUGAUUGUGUUAAAGGCUUUUUUCAAACAUCAUUCACUGAAACAAUGUCUUGGUCUUAUUGGGUAUUAGCUGGCAGUUACUAUAUUCGAUCUGGUACAAUUGAAUUACAUGAAUCGUUUGGUUUGUUAACAGAUAAUUGGAAAGAAAUCAAAUCAAAAUCAUUUAUCGAUAUUCUUUCAACAAUGUAA
Molecule: messenger RNA, 312 nt
Organism: Rotaria sp. Silwood1
Lineage: Eukaryota; Metazoa; Rotifera; Eurotatoria; Philodinida; Philodinidae
Source: the annotation of a GenBank genome assembly